This is a messenger RNA of Acyrthosiphon pisum (pea aphid), 993 nucleotides long. Its product is annotated as putative nuclease HARBI1. NCBI's taxonomy places the organism in Eukaryota, Metazoa, Arthropoda, Insecta, Hemiptera, Aphididae. The transcript has 6 exons. The record is from RefSeq and is a predicted model, not a curated record. Bases 1 to 993 code for a protein of 330 amino acids.
AUGAAUGAUAUAUUCGAAUUAAUUGAUUUUGCUCAGUUUGCUGAUGAAGAUAAUGCACCUAAAAGGUACAUCAGGGAUCAAGAAAACCCUGUAGAAUUAUUUUCUGAUCUUCAAUUUUACAAAAGAUACAGGUUCUCUAAAGAAGUAGUUAUGGAUAUUAUUAUGCCAUUAACUACUAUUCAUCACAAUAAUAAUCGUGGUUUGCCCAUCCCACCUAUUCUACAACUCUUAACAACACCGCGGUUUUACGCAUCUUCAAACUUUCAAAUUGUAAAUGGUGACUUAAGAGGAAUUAACCAAGGAACUGUAUCAAGAAUAAUUAAAAAUAUAUCUGAAAUGUUGGCAAGUAAUGUAAAAAAUCAUGUACAUUUCCCUAGAAAUGCAGAUGAAUGGAAUAUUAUAAAAGAAAAAUUUUACCAAACCUACAAGAUGCCGGGAAUUGGUGGAUGCAUAGAUUUUAUCAGUUAUCAAACAGCAGAUUUAAACCCAAUCACAGAGAAAGCUGUUUGUGGACCAUCGAUGGCAUUUUUAGAUAUAGUUGUAAGAUGGCCUGGAAGCUACCAUGAUAGCUUUAUAUUUAGUGGAAGCCAUGCAAACAAAUACUUUUCUGAAAGUAUUGACCAUGUGUUAUUGCUUGGAGAUGGAGGUUAUGCAUGUAAACCUUAUUUGUUUACACCUUUAAGAACCCCUGUAACACCAUCAGAGCGAAAGUAUAAUAAAUGUCAGAUUAGAACAAGAAAUAUAAUAGAACGGACAUUUGGAAUAUGGAAAAGAAAAUUUCCUUGUUUGAGAAGAUGUCUUGCUAAUGCACCUGGUACAACUGUAAAUAUUAUUCCUUCUUGUGCAUUACUUCACAACAUCUCUCAAAAAUAUAAUCAAUAUACUACAUACAGUGAUGAAGAAGAGGAAGAUGGUGAAGUUGCUGGAGAAAUUGACCACAGUAUACUAGGACCUGCAGCAAGACAAGCUUAUAUCAUAAGGCAUUUCAGUUAA